Molecule: messenger RNA, 1573 nt
Organism: Podarcis raffonei (Aeolian wall lizard)
Lineage: Eukaryota; Metazoa; Chordata; Lepidosauria; Squamata; Lacertidae
Product: olfactory receptor 6F1-like
Exons: 1
Coding region: 554-1516 (320 amino acids)
Biological process (GO): G protein-coupled receptor signaling pathway
Cellular component (GO): membrane
Molecular function (GO): olfactory receptor activity; G protein-coupled receptor activity
Source: RefSeq, a predicted model, not a curated record
UCAAAUUUUAAUGAUCUAAUCUUCAACUUUACUUUUGAAUAUGACCCCAGGUGAUUUAGUUACUCAUUUAAAUGAGACAUAAGAGACACACACCACCAGGGGAAAUUACUUUAGACAUUGCAUACACAAAAACAAGUAGAAGGUGUAGAUGACAUUGGUCCUCAGAAUAUAAUGUCUUCUUACCAUGAGAUUUCAUCUGUAUAAAUGAAAUGGAUGCAGAAGACAAACUUCUACCAUUUAUGCAAUGAAGGCAGGAGAGGAGCAGUACAAUACUUUACAGGAAAGCAAAAGCAAAGUAUCAGAAUAAGACAGAUUAUCAGAUACAGGAAGCAUGAUGAUGAAGAAAAGGUUCUCCAUAUUCAGCAUUUUAAGUUUAUCACUCAACAGAAUAAGAUAUAUGUAAACUAAGAAAUAAUUGUCAUGAAGGUGAGAAAAAAGAUAAUGCACACCAAAUGCAUGACUGAAGAAAGGAAGUGCACAUACAAUACAUGACAAUAUAAGUCACUGAUAUUAAAUGAAGGGAAAAAAGAACCACUGCUGCUAGAUACAAAGGAUGACAAUGGCAGAAGGGAGAAAUCAAACCAUCAUCACAGAAUUGAUUCUCCAGGGAUUUGGGGAUUUUCAAGACCUACAGAUUGUCCUCUUCAUCUUGUUUCUAAUUAUAUACAUCCUUACAAUGACUGGAAACAUCCUCAUUGUUGGAUUAGUUGUGACAAACCACAACCUCCACACUCCUAUGUACUUUUUCCUUGCUAACCUGUCUUGCUUGGAGACCUUCUACAGUUCAACUAUCUUGCCCAAGGUCCUUGUCAGUUCCCUGACUGCAGAGAGAGCCAUUUCCAUCCCUGGCUGCAUCACACAAUUCUAUUUCUUUACUUCUCUGAUUGCUACUGAAUGCGGUCUCCUAGCUAUGAUGUCUUAUGACAGGUAUGUAGCAAUAUGUAAACCUCUGCAUUAUGGAACCCAUAUGACUGAGAAACAAUGUGUUCUCAUGGCAGCUGGCUGUUGGAUUGCUGGGUUUUUAUCAAUGUCAGUAAUGACGUAUCUGAUCACAAGGUUGACAUUUUGUGGUCCCAAUGAAAUAGAACAUUUCUUCUGUGACUUUACCCCCAUAACAAGUAUCGCUUGCAGUGAAACUCAAACAUUAGAACUGAUGAGCUUCAUAUUCUCAACCAUUUUCACCUUGCCACCCUUCUCAUUGACAGUGACCUCAUACACAUUUAUCAUCACCACCAUCCUGAGAAUCCCAUCUGCCACUGGAAGGCAAAAAGCCUUCUCCACUUGCUCAUCUCACCUUGUUGUAGUUACAAUUUAUUAUGGGACCCUAAUCUUAGUUUAUGUGUUGCCCAAGACGGAAAAUAUGAGAAAGCUAAACAAAGUCUUCUCUGUUUUUUACACCAUCCUAACACCUCUGGUCAAUCCCCUGAUAUACAGUCUCAGGAACAAGGAAGUGAAAGAGUCUCUUAGGAAAUCUAUUGGAAAGCUGCAUAAGAUCAUAGGGAAUCAAAGGCACUAAUUUUGGAUUAGGGGAGAAAUUGGUGACUUCAUCUUAGGGAUACUGAAGCCUUUAUAU